AUGUCCUCCAACGCCAACACCCCGGUGCUGGGUCCAGUCACCCAGGGGAACAAGGGCAGCAGUGCAACCACAGCCACGACCACGGCCAAGUCAGCGCCGAGCGGCGCAGCAGUGAACCUGGACGAUAUCCCCCCGCUGACUCUGGGCGUUAUGACCAGCCGCGCAGACAAGGUCGAUGCGCUGCAGCUUGUCGCCGACAGCAUUGCGCAGCAGCGCCAGACUUCGUCGCGCAGCAUGGUUUUUCACCCGCUUAGUCUUGCCGGCCUUGCCGCCGGCCUCGGUAUUGCCUACAAGCUGAAUCCGCGGCCUGAUCUGGGCAUGACCAUGACGCUCUUGUCGGGUGUUGUCAUGACCUACCUCCUGAGUAUUCGCUAUUUCAGCGCGCAGUACAUCCCGAUGGCCGAGAGCCUGAAGUGGGACUGGAUCGUGCCGAAGAACGACGAUGGCAAGGUCGAGCCGGGCGCAGAGGAGGACACCGUUAUCGGUGCCCGGUAUGGCGAGGAGAUGAUUGGCGCAUUGGUACUCCGGCUAGUUCCGCCUGCGGCGGACGAGCAGGGUUUGAGCACGUCAGCCGCAGCACCACCACCCACUACAUCGCGCAAGAAGAACAACAACAAAGCCUCACAAGCCGCCAGCGACAGCCACCUCAAGGGCGGCCACGGCGUCAUUCGUGCCUGGACAACCCGUCUUCGCUAUCGUCGGCGCGGCAUUGGCGGUGAUCUUCUCCAAGAGGCCAUUCAGGUGACACGCGAGCGUUGCGGCAAGGAUGCCAAUGUCGUCUUUGCGGAGGCGCACGCAAACAGUGUCAUGGUUGUUCCCGAGAUGUUCAAUGGUCCUUUCCGUAAGGUUGAGCAAUGGGCUGUGGGUGCGCUGGAAAGGGCUCUGGCCAACCCGGUCCCUCCCAAGAAGCUGUGA
Sporothrix brasiliensis 5110 is the source of this 915-nucleotide messenger RNA. RefSeq lists its product as uncharacterized. The record is from RefSeq and is a predicted model, not a curated record. Gene Ontology annotation, molecular function: acyltransferase activity, transferring groups other than amino-acyl groups. Lineage: Eukaryota; Fungi; Ascomycota; Sordariomycetes; Ophiostomatales; Ophiostomataceae. The transcript has a single exon. Bases 1 to 915 code for a protein of 304 amino acids.